AUGUUCCUUCUCCAAGCUCACUCGGAGUAUGGAAGAAGGAGAAGAAGGAACCCAGUAGAAGAUAUCAGCAACAACAGGGUUUAUAACGGGACAACUCACUCAGGACAAAAGGGAAUCACAUGCAUGAGAAAUACAGUGAGUCACAGAGUCGGUGUACCAGAUUCUGACAUUGAUUCUUCAGCAAAACUCUUGCAUGGAGGAUCCUUACCUGAAAAAGUUUGGCUCAAGCAACAAUUCUCAAUUGGGGUCAAUGAUGUCACCCGCCUGCUUGAGCAGAUGGCUCCAACCUCUGUGACAGGAAAUUCUCAUGAACAUCGUAAUAAUGUCAUUAGAGCGCAUCGAUGA
Messenger RNA from Tripterygium wilfordii, 345 nucleotides. RefSeq lists its product as uncharacterized. NCBI's taxonomy places the organism in Eukaryota, Viridiplantae, Streptophyta, Magnoliopsida, Celastrales, Celastraceae. The record is from RefSeq and is a predicted model, not a curated record. The transcript is spliced from 4 exons. Bases 1 to 345 code for a protein of 114 amino acids.